Molecule: messenger RNA, 3296 nt
Organism: Scleropages formosus (Asian bonytongue)
Lineage: Eukaryota; Metazoa; Chordata; Actinopteri; Osteoglossiformes; Osteoglossidae
Gene: guk1a
Product: guanylate kinase 1a
Exons: 8
Coding region: 318-941 (207 amino acids)
Biological process (GO): purine nucleotide metabolic process
Cellular component (GO): cytosol
Molecular function (GO): GMP kinase activity
Source: RefSeq, a predicted model, not a curated record
AGAAAUUACCACUGUAUAAAUCACUGUAAAGUUGAUAACCUCACUGCCAUGAUGGAAACUGCCUUGUACAAAAGGGUUAGCUAAGGGUUAAUCAUAGAAAGAAUGACAAUGAAUGACGCCUAUCUAUUCAUGGCUCCGUUACGACUCGGUGUAACAACGAUGCUAAUUGAAAGGGAACGUGCUUGCCGCGCGCAGCUCCCUUUGGAGUGGCCGCCCGACCGUCCGCGCGCACGAACCCCGUCUCUGCUGCAACUGCGCAGCAGCGUUUGCCGGCGCGGCCACUCUCAGUGUAUGAGCGCGGCGGUGGCGGAGCAGCGAUGAGGGGCGGCGGCGGCGUACAAAGCGUGAUGGCAGGACCCAGACCUGUGGUGCUGACUGGACCAUCCGGAGCUGGGAAAAGCACGUUUCUGAAAAGGCUUCUACAAGAGUAUGAGGGCGUCUUCGGCUUCAGCGUUUCCCAUACAACAAGGAAGCCACGUCCUGGAGAGGAAAAUGGCAAAGACUAUCAUUAUGUUUCCCGGGAAGCCAUGCAGGCGGGCAUUGCCAAUGGAGAGUUUAUCGAGAAUGCAGAGUUCUCCGGAAACAUGUACGGCACAAGUAAGGCUGCUGUACAGGACGUCCAGGCCAAAAAUCUCAUCUGUCUUUUGGACAUUGACAUGCAGGGUGUGUUGAACAUCAAAAAAACGGACCUCAACCCCAUUUACAUCUCCAUCCAGCCACCGUCCAUGGAAAUCUUGGAAAAACGCUUGAGGGACAGGAAGACUGAGUCUGAGGAGAGUUUGCAGAAACGUUUGGACGUGGCUCGAAAAGACAUGGAGCUCAGCAAAAAACCUGGCAUGUUUGAUGUAAUCAUUAUCAAUGAUGACUUGGAAGAGGCUUAUGGAAAGCUGAAAGGUGCUCUUGCUGAGGAAAUUGCAAAAAUCCACAAAGCCAAAAAGUAGUAGGAGGUGAAAAGAGCACAGCACCAACCAGGCACUCCUUUCUACACAAACCACUUCUUUCCGUUCCACACACCCCAUCCACAUUCCAUCAAGCACCUGUUUCAUCAGCUGCCCACCUCUUUGACGCGGAACCUCCCUGGGAGAGGCUUUUUAACCCACGGUCAUUGCUCUCAAGGAGAAGUUUUUUUAUGUGAUAUGUUGUGUACUUCUUGCUGUGGUUUACCCCUUUUAAUAUAAAAUCCAGCACAUGACUAAUAGAUGACAUAAGUGAGCAAUAUUACUCUUCGUGGGCCAGUUAUAAUCAUGGAAAUACAACAGGACAUUAAGGUUGCUGUAAAAUACAGCUUCUUCCAUGUAAGGCUCGACUGAAGCUCCAUCCCACUCUUCAGAGGGGCUGUCACGGCUGAACAAGCAGUGGUUGUUCUAGUCAAAGUGGAAGGACAAGUCAACUGAGCUGUUAAUUUUAAAGUGAGUUAAUUUAUUUUGGGCGUGGCAGCUAAAAAAGAGGGAAGAAUAUGUCAAAUUAUACUCAGGAACAUCAGCUGGGCAUUUGCCUCCAGCUCUAAAGCCAAACUUGCUGCAAGGUGGCUGAUGGGAAUAUCUGCUCUGUCCUCCUCCAGAACUGAAAAAUGUAUAAAACUUCUCUUUGUUCUUCAGAGUGUGUAGGAUUUGAUCAAAUUACCCAACCUUGUUGUCUGCUUUCUUUGUACAAAGUUUAAGUUCAGUGGCUGUAGGUUGUAAAUAUUGGAUGAAAGUUACAGGCAGCUUUGCACUGUAGCAAAGGUACCGAUGGCCUUUAGAGAAGACUCUGCAGUCCAGCCAGGCUAAUGUUUCUGCAGGUUUUGUGCUUUUAAAUAAUAACUUUGUUCAAAUAGGGAAAAUAAUGAAAGUGUUGAGUUGUUUACCAAGAAAACCUGUUUAAAUGAAGCCUGUAAAGUUCUGAAAUGGAAUUGGAUCAUGAAGUAGGAGGGUGUGGUUGUGGAGGUGUUGGGUCAAGACUCAGGAGGGCUGUGCAGUUUUUUUUUUUUUUGGUGGGGUGGAGGGGGUGACUUGCCACUCUUAAUGAGAAAGAUAAGCCAUGACCCCAAUCUAUAUUUAAUGCAAGUGUCACAAAAACCAGUACUUCACCAGAAUGAGUGCGUGAUGCUGCAGGUCCGUAGGCCUACUGGACACCUCCACAGCACAGCUGUAUGGUCAUGGAGUGAACCACAAACACUUACAGUACUUGAACACAGAUGUUAAUGUUUCCAACUCCAAUGUUUAACGCUGAACAAGUGACUUUUCUGUUGCAGUACACGCCAUUGUUUGUUGUUUACCACCCGUGGUCUGACAUGUUCUCAGUGAAAGGCUGUUUUUAGUUACUACAGUUAAUGCAUUUUUAUACUUGCAGUUUUUUUUCCUGCUUUGGGGAGUUGUCCUCAAUAAGCUGAAAGGAUAUACUAAUGAGACAUUUAUUCUGAACACAUUUUUGUGUUAUUUUUAAUGUGUUGCUGACUAGGGCUGGGCCAUAGCUUUUAGGGUAGUGUGGAAAAAUGUGGAGGUGAAACAAACCAAGCAGGGAGAGUUAGAGUGGAGUAUUUAGGAACACACAAAUUCACAUAACCAACUCGCAAGCAACCAGUUUUUAGUUUUUUUUUUUUUUUUUUUUUUAGCGGAAAGCUUUAUAACUCAGCUAUUUCUACAUGUCACAUACAGUAGGUCUGACAUGUUUUCUGAUAGUCAAAAUACUGAGGCUGUAACCUUUCCUUUUUCUUCUGCCUGUUUAUAUAUUUGCACUAUUUCAGCUAAAAGUUUAUUACAUUUACAUUACUAAAAAUUAGCUAAGUUAAGGACUAAGCUGUAUAGAGACAAGGAUCAGUAGGGUGUGAUUUGAUGGCCCAGUCCUGUUAGACAACACACUUUACCUGGCACCAUUCCUGCCUGUGCUCGACAUGGGUUUAUUACACUGUAGUACAUGAUCAUGCUCACACAAUUAAAGUCCAUGGGCUACACUCCAGCUGCGUGUACUGUCGUCAUUCAUUGUGUGAGUGCCUUUGGAGAUUUUGGCUGUCAACCACACACAAAUUGCAUGCUAAGGAAAAUGGUGGAUCAAAAAUUUAAUUUUCAGUUCAAAUGCAGAAUCUGUUACUGGUCACAAAUUGUUGCAUAAAGUAAUUCAAUUCUACACUAGCAGCAACCCAAAUACUUACUGAACAAAAAAACACCCACAGUCAAUAGUUUUUAUGUUAACUUUUACCUUUUUGUAAGUGGCCACAAGGAAGCAAUGUGUGGUUUAACUCUGAUUUACAGUAAAUUAACCAUGAGGCUACAGCAGUGGCAGAAUACUCAUUUCAAGCCAAAAUGAAUUUUUUUUUU